AUGAGCUCUCCCAGAAUCGCCGUGCUAGUCAACUCACCACCACCCAACCAGGACUUCUGGAAUUUGAUUCAGAUAGCUUGGACAGAAUGUUUCAAAGCAGUAGCACCGACCGCAACAGUCCACUUCUACGACCCAGUUAUCGAGCAGAAAUUCCCCGAUGCCACAAACUACGACCUCAUAGCCCUAAGUGGCGGCAAGGCAGAUGCAUCCUCCUCAGAGUCCUGGGUUCUAGGCGUCGAAUACGGUCAUCAGCCUAUUACCAGGGCGUUUGGUGGUGUUGUCGGACCUGUACCCACGGGUCCUAUUGCUGCGAUCCAAGAUAUCCGAGCACCGGAACUCCAUGACCGCGAAGCAGCCAAGGCAGCACCAGAUUUUAUUCACCGUGCCGUAAACCACGAAUGUUUUGUCAGUGAGGCAAAUAAGGUCCUCACUUUCCAGGCUCAUCCUGGAAUUUCCAAUGUACUGGCGAAGAAGAUGCUCCUAGAAGAAGACCCCGUGUAUAAUGGCAACGCGUCAGCUGCAGCGCUCGAACAGGAGGUUCAGAAACUGGAUCACCCGACAGAUGGCCUCAAAUUGUUGAACUGA
Messenger RNA from Penicillium atrosanguineum, 585 nucleotides. RefSeq lists its product as uncharacterized. NCBI's taxonomy places the organism in Eukaryota, Fungi, Ascomycota, Eurotiomycetes, Eurotiales, Aspergillaceae. The record is from RefSeq and is a predicted model, not a curated record. The transcript is spliced from 4 exons. The coding region runs from base 1 to 585 and encodes 194 amino acids.